Molecule: messenger RNA, 713 nt
Organism: Populus nigra (black poplar)
Lineage: Eukaryota; Viridiplantae; Streptophyta; Magnoliopsida; Malpighiales; Salicaceae
Exons: 3
Coding region: 108-578 (156 amino acids)
Molecular function (GO): fatty acyl-CoA hydrolase activity
Source: RefSeq, a predicted model, not a curated record
GGUCAACGGGAAGGGAAAACAGUAGAGUAUUACUUUGCGUCUUUGCCCAUCACUCUUUCAACAAACAUACCUUUGUCUGAGACGAGUCGGAAAGGGAAGAAAGAAAAAUGGAUUUGGAAUCAGUGAAGAGAUACUUAGAGACAGGAGGAUAUGAAGAAGACAAGAAUGCAUCAACCAUUGAAAAAAUGCCUCUCAGAUUCUUUGAAAGAUUUAUAAUGCAAGGCCUUCAUAUUGAUCUCAUUGAACCUGGGCGUGUUGUUUGCUCCAUGAAAGUCCCUCCUCGUCUUCUGAAUGGUGGCAAUUUCUUGCACGGUGGGGCUACAGCCACGUUGGUCGACUUGGUAGGAUCUGCUGCAAUAUUCACAGUUGGAGCUCCAGCAACUGGAGUUUCUGUAGAAAUCAAUGUUUCAUACUUGGAUGCUGCUUUUGCUGAUGAAGAAAUCGAGAUUGAAGCUAGGGUUCUUCGUGUGGGUAAAGCUGUUGGAGUUGUCAGUGUCGAGUUGAAGAAGAAAAAGACUGGGAAAAUUAUUGCUCAAGGGCGUCAUACUAAGUACCUAGCUGUCCCUAGUAAAAUGUAAAUGACCUGCAAAUUCUUAGCUUCUUCGUAUUCCUUCACUGGAACCAAUAAUGUAACUGAUAAAUAUUUGCAAUUAUAUGUAUCGACGAUCAUUACAAUGAUGCUUAGAAUGCUGGAUAAGAUCUUUGUUGCUGCA